AUGUCUCCAUGCGAAAUUGCUCUGAAGCGCAAGCAAAAACGGACGAAAACGUUCCAUAACGCUAUCAUAAGACAUUUACAGGGUGAAGAUUUUUACAUGAUCCCGGAUGAUACUGAGCUAAGCCGAGAGGCUUGUAGAUCGUUUAAACGAGGUGUAAGUUUUUUCUGGUAUGCUAAUCAAGAUCGAAGAGAAAUGAUUCAUUCUCCGAUUUAUUAUCACUAUGUGCCCCCGCUUGCCCCAUCCAAAACCUCUGAAGACGAACACGACUACGAAGUGAAGUUCAACCAGACCGUCAGAGGCACAAAUACGAGGCCCGAUUUUUCGUGCCACGUAGAGAACGUUUCGUUUCUUAGCUCGGAAAUUAAGCCACUUGGCUGUGGACCUCUGAUGAAGAUAAAAGAUACGAUAAAGGUUAACUUGCGCGCGAGAAAGUCCAUUAAUCAGCAACUCACGUCGAGAGGCGGACCGGGAGAAAGCGCUUGGCUUACAAACUUUGGCAAUGUCGUUCAAACCUACAUUAUGGAUCUCAAGCAUGAUGCUAUGUACGGAUCAUUGCCACAUAUGACAUCAAGACUUGUCAUAGACCAACCCAGUAUGCCACUGAUCGAAUCAUCGUUCAUGCAUUUCGUGGAUUUAGAG
Molecule: messenger RNA, 639 nt
Organism: Acaulospora morrowiae
Lineage: Eukaryota; Fungi; Glomeromycota; Glomeromycetes; Diversisporales; Acaulosporaceae
Source: the annotation of a GenBank genome assembly